ACAGAAGGUGAGAAAAUCCAUCCCGGGGACAGCCAAUUCAGCUCGAAGGCACCAAGGUGACCCCGGCUCGGGAGGCGGGCGGGGAGCGGCGCGAAUGCACAUCCGGUACCAGUUGAAAGAUGGAUGAUGAUGACUUUGGAGGAUUUGAGGCAGCAGAGAGUUAUGAGUUUGGAAAUGGUGAAAAGCAGACCACAUCCCCUGCUAUUGCUUGGGCAGCAUUUCCUACAGUACCUGAAGUCCACAGAUCUCCUGAUGUUCUUCUGGAGCACUCUGUGCCUUCUUCCUGCCUGGCUCCUUCUGACUCAUUCAUUUUGUCAAGUGAUAAUGUGGCAACAGCUGUUCAAACAGCCAACAGUGUGAUAAAUCCAGCUGUUCUUGAAGAACAGAUUCAAGCAGAUAUUCCAGUCACCUCUUCAAAUGUAAUUGAAGGCAAGACUUUAGUUGCAUCAACCACUGCUUUGAUUGAUGUUGAGACACAGAGAACAAAUGAAGCGAAGAGCUGCCUUCAACAAGCUGUUGCAAACCUAGAAAUCAAGCUUUGCACUGCUGAAGAAGAAAAAUUGAAAAUUAAAAAGGAACUAGAAUAUUUGCUGGAAAAACAUAGUGUUUUAGAAAUGGAUUUCCUGAAGGAAAAAAAAGAAAAAGUACCACAUCAAGAUCAUUACAAGACACUCCAGGAAAAGCAUAAGCAGGAAUUAGAAGACAUGAGAAAAGCUGGACAUGAAGCCUUGAGUAUUAUUGUUGAAGAAUUCAAGGCACUGCUACAAUCUACAGUUCAGCAGCAAGAAGCAGCUAUUGAAAAGCAGUAUAUACUUGCAAUUGAAAAACACUCUCACAAAUGUGAAGAGCUUCUUAAUGCUCAGCAUCAGCGACUCCUUGACAUUCUGGAAGCAGAGAAGGAAGUGUUAUCAGAAAAGACAGAAGAAGCUUUGAUGCAGCAGUCACAAAAGCACAAGGAAGUGCUGGACAAAUGUUUGGAUGAAGAAAGACAAAGAAGUAAGGAGGCUGUGGCAGCUGCUGCCAAGGCUGAGAAAGAAGCAGUGCAGGAAGCUGUUCUGAAAGCAGUAGAGGAGGAGAGGAGGAAUAUGGAGAAGAUUCGUGCAGAAGAAAGAAAAAUGUGGGAAGCAGAACGUGAUAGUCAUAAGGAGAAGAUUGCCCAGGCUGUUUCAGAAGCCAUGGAGGAACAAAGAAAGCAGAAUCAGGAAAUUGUCAAGGAAGCAUUAAUGGAGGAGCAGAAACGAAGUGAAAAGGCAAUGGAAGAAGCAGUGAAAAGGACAAGAGAGGAACUGAUGGAAUAUAUUAAAGAACAGAAAAGGGAAUGGAAUUUUGCCAGAAUGCACAGAGUUGGAGCUCAUUGCCAUUAUGUCAUUGCCUGGCUUCUGUUUACCUGUCUUGCCCUUGUGAAGUUUUCACAAAGCAUUGAAACAAUGAAAACGUCAUCUUCAAAAAACCAAAAUCCUCUUUGGUUUAUCCUGAAGGAGCAUAAGUUCCAUUCAUUUCCUAGAGUUCUUGUAUACCAAAGUGUUUCACUUGAUCAAGUUGUCCGUCAGAGAAAUCUGCAUAGUUUGGAACUUUUCCUUUCAUGUGCACAGAAACAGUUAAACGUUUUAUUAAAGGAAGAGCCAACCACAGAGGAAAACAGAGACUGACAUUCCCGGUACCACUGAUACAAUGUGAUCUGUGAAGCUGCAAAUCUCAAUUCAGCAAGUGAUGAAUAUAUUCUAAUCUUUUGGGAUUGUAUUAUUGAUUCAAGGUUAAUCUGAAACUAUGCUUGAUAGAAAUAUGUGUGGAUGAUGUUCUGUUAUUUAUUUAUUUGUUUUACUGCUAUUAUCAGAUUGUAAAUAUGGAAGGGGAAAAAAUCCAUGAGAAAAAAAAUUGGGUUUUUUUAUGAUUUUGUUUUCAUUGCAUUUUCUAGUAACCCAUGGUUGAAGUGUUAGGUAACUUGUAGCACUGAUGAAAACAUUUCCCUGUUAUGUCUGUUUUAAAUUUGGCAUCAUGUGUUGAUGUGAUUCAUCGUUAUUUUUGAUAUUUUAAAAAAUUGAAACAAACUUACUUGAAUAUUGAUAUAAAUCCAUCUCUAUUUCCACAGUAUAUACCCAAGUCCAUUGCCUCAGGUAAACCUGAGGAGCUUAUUAUUUCUUACUGGUUUUAAUGUAUAACAGAGGAAUCAAUGCUGAUACAUAAGAGUGUUGUCAGGCAUUUCUUUAAUCAUUUAUAAAAAACUUCAGCUCUGGUAAUAGAGAAUUUAAAAACUAAACAGUGCAUCUUUUUAGAGUAGUGCAAAACACUGCCAUAGCCAAUGUAUGGUAUGUAUUUUAUUUCUGUUUUACAGAGCUACUUCAAUUCCAAAAGUAAUUUUCUCAUGAAAUUACGAUUAAUGUGACUGACCUCAGUUUCAGGAAGAAGAUGUAUGUAAUUAUGUGGAGACUGAUACUGUACUGCCUCAGUGGAAUUUCUGACAGAAUAAGGAGAGCAGCUUGCUGACCUCAGAUGCCCUUUCUGAGUUGCAUGAAGGAAGUAGAAAAGCUCCCCACAGACAUUACUGGACUUCGGAUCAAGUCAUAGGUCUUUCUAGUCUUGCUAACAGCAGAUGGAGUGGAAUUUCUGUGCCUGCACUCUAUUGGUUGUAGACUUGGGGCCUUAGUUUUAAAAGAGUGCUGAAUGAAAUAAGGGAAAAUAAGUGUUCACACUUAGGUAUGGAAAUAAACUAAGAGUGAUCUCUCUUAUGGUGAGCUUGUGAUUCAGUGGGGGACUUAUGGGUGUUUUUUAGUGUGGUUCUUGUUAUUCAGCAGUACUUUGGGGUUUUUUGUUUGGCUGGUUUUUUGCACCAGCAGUCACUUUUCAUAAAUUGCUCUUGUAGAGCAAUAAGGAAACACCAAAUGGUUGCAUAAAGUAUUUGGUGGUAUGAAAUAUGUAUUACAGAAAGUUUAGAAUUUUAUUUAAAUCUUUUUCUGCGCUUCGUUUUUGUAAUCAAAGCCAAAGAUUUUGUCUUCUGUGUACACAAAAAUACCCUGCAAAUGGAUGAAAAUCUGAUCUUAUGUUUGA
Messenger RNA from Chiroxiphia lanceolata (lance-tailed manakin), 3045 nucleotides. RefSeq names its product coiled-coil domain containing 91 (gene CCDC91). Gene Ontology annotation, cellular component: trans-Golgi network. The transcript has 14 exons. Gene Ontology annotation, biological process: Golgi to lysosome transport. Lineage: Eukaryota; Metazoa; Chordata; Aves; Passeriformes; Pipridae. The coding region runs from base 120 to 1649 and encodes 509 amino acids. The record is from RefSeq and is a predicted model, not a curated record.